AGGAGCUUGCCCCCGUCCUCCUCCCGCUCCCCCAGUCCGAGCUUUGUGUCGCUAGCAGCAUGUCGCGGGUUUACAUCGGCCGCCUGAGCUACAGAGCCCGGGAGAAGGACGUGGAGAGGUUCUUCAAGGGCUACGGGAAGAUCCUGGAGGUGGACCUGAAGAACGGGUAUGGGUUUGUUGAAUUUGAUGACCCCCGUGAUGCUGAUGACGCUGUGUAUGACCUGAAUGGCAAAGAGCUGUGUGGGGAGAGGGUGAUAGUGGAGCACACGAAGGGGCCCCGGCGAGAUGGAGGCUAUGGUGGGAGGAGUGAUAUGGUGAAACCUCGUGGGGCUGAGGGUGGAUAUGGACGCUGGGGAGGAAGAGACCGGUACGGUCCACCUGUAAGGACGGAUUACCGGCUCAUUGUCGAGAAUCUUUCCAGUCGCUGCAGCUGGCAAGACCUGAAGGACUACAUGAGACAGGCGGGGGAGGUGACUUAUGCCGACACCCACAAAGGCCGCAGGAACGAGGGCGUGAUCGAGUUCAGGCAGUACUCCGACAUGAAGAGAGCUCUGGAGAAACUCGACGGCACUGAGGUCAACGGCAGAAAGAUCCGGCUCAUCGAGGACCGGCCUGGCGCCAAGCGCCGCCGCUCUUACUCCCGCAGUCGCAGCCGCUCCAGGUCUCGCUCCAGGAGUCGCAGGUCCCACAAGAGCCGCAGCCGCAGUGACAGCAGCAGUCGCAGCCGCUCUCGUUCCAGGGCAGCUUCUCGCUCUCGCAGCCGCUCUCACAGCAAGAAGAGUAAGAGCAAGAGCAAGAAGGAGGAAGAGGAGCGCAGCAACGGCGCCCAGAAGGACGACGACCACAGCAGGAGCCGCAGCCCCAAGAGCAAAAAGAGCAAGAAAGACGGGAAGAAGGGCAAGAGGGAUUCCCAGUCCCGCUCCAGGUCCAGAUCCCGCUCCCGUUCUCGCUCCAGGUCUCGCUCCAGGUCGGAGGUCAAAGAUCGCUCCAGGAAAUCUGUCUCCAAGACAGACGAUCAGCCCAAGAGCGACGACGAGGCGCCGGGGCCCGAGAGGGCGUCCCGGUCCAGGUCCCGGUCCCGCUCCCCCGACGAGUCCAGAGCCAGGUCCAAAUCCAAGUCCAAGUCCCCCUCCCCCGCCAAAGUCCGCUCACGCUCGGCCUCGCGCUCCGAGUCCCGCUCCAAAUCCCGCUCCAAGUCCCGUUCCAAAUCCCGCUCCAAGUCCCGUUCCAAAUCCCGUUCCAAGUCUCGCUCCAAAUCCCGUUCCAAAUCCCGCUCCAAGUCCCGCUCCCCGUCCCGCUCUCGUUCCCGCUCCCGCUCCUAGUCCCGACUCUGGACUGUGUGGCCCCCCUGUAUUUACAUUCCCCCUGACCCCCCCGCCCCCCCCGUCUCCCGUUUUUGAUAAGUAGCUGUAGAUCACAGACGCUCGUGCUCCUCGUCUUUUCUGCACACGCUCCUCGUCCUUUUUGGUUUUUGGUUAGAGGCGUUUGUAAAGUCACCAGGUGCGGUCUGAGUUUUAUAAGUUGAAAUGAUGGUAUGUGUCUUAACCUUUUUUUUAAUUGGACGUAGAAGUGUAUUUGUUGAUAGUUGUGGUGGGAACACAUGAAAGAACAUCUCACCUCUGUGAAAUUCUUGUAUCCUUUAGUUUCAGAUUAAAAGCCUUUUCUUCUGGA
Messenger RNA from Cololabis saira (Pacific saury), 1671 nucleotides. It is a transcript of the gene srsf4, whose product is annotated as serine and arginine rich splicing factor 4. Gene Ontology annotation, cellular component: nucleus; cytoplasm; ribonucleoprotein complex. Gene Ontology annotation, molecular function: mRNA binding. The transcript is spliced from 7 exons. The record is from RefSeq and is a predicted model, not a curated record. Gene Ontology annotation, biological process: mRNA splice site recognition; alternative mRNA splicing, via spliceosome. The coding region runs from base 60 to 1322 and encodes 420 amino acids. Lineage: Eukaryota; Metazoa; Chordata; Actinopteri; Beloniformes; Belonidae.